AUGCCCGCAGAGGGAGCCGGGCGCCCCAUCGACGACGACCACGAGGGGGACGGCGACGACGAAAAGCUGAACAAAGAUAAACUUCCGGCGGUCCGCGCGGAUUUCUUGGAUAGAAUUUGGUGUUCCCCGCGCGCCAGGGAAGGGGGUCCAGCUCCGAUCAAAGCUAUGCAUCUUGUCCUUCUGGCGAUGAUCUCGUCCAAAAUGUCGCGGGAUCUUGUCGACGCCAGUUUUGGUCAUCGCCUGUGCCAGCCGUCGCCGAUUCGCGGGGAUGUCCCACGAGUUGUCGGCGAACAGGAUGGACCGGUGACCGAGAUCGGCACCGACGUUCCGCGUUCAGUCUUGGCCAUGGGUGUCUGCUCUCCUGCUCCCCACCCAAGCAUCCGAAGCAUUGGUCUUCUCAGCCGCGGCGCUCCGGGUCCUAUUUUUGCCUUCCUCUGCCUUCGAAGCAGCGCAGUGCUAGGAGGUCUGCGUGGCGUCGGCCCAGACGCCCCGAUGACCUGA
Molecule: messenger RNA, 501 nt
Organism: Prorocentrum cordatum
Lineage: Eukaryota; Dinophyceae; Prorocentrales; Prorocentraceae
Source: the annotation of a GenBank genome assembly